UCAUUUUUUUAAAAUUAUUUUUAACUUUGUAAUCGAAAGUUGCAAAAACUGAAGGUAUCCUCUAUUAUUAUUAAUAGUAUCGGGAUUUUUGUUACAAUGUAAUCAUGUUACAAAGUCCAUUGUAAACUGUCCAGGAGCACCUUUCCCGCAACGUGGAUGCUUCUUCCUUGGUCCCGGAAUUUUUGGGCAAAGGCGGUGUAUUAUAUUAAGUUUUUGUUACACGUGAAAAUAGUCUAAAUCAGACAAUAGAUUUUUGCACAAUUGGACUGAAAUUCAAAACUGUGAGUGAAGCUAUCCAACCAGUAAAUUAGCUGCCUUUGGAACCAAUAUUCUGAAAUGAUCUUAUAUGAUUCAAACAAGGAAAAUUAACAAAUGAAAGUAAAAGCCUCAUAAGAAGCGUAAUAUAAUUCCAUGAAUUCUCUUGAGAAAACGGUAAGAAAAUAUUUUUUAAGAAAAUAAAUCCUAUAACUCAAAUUUUAAAGUCACCUACAAGUUAUGCGUGUAGACUUAAUGCAUUCUUUAGGAAAUGUAAAAUUUUUAAAGACAUUCCAAUAGAAUUCUUUACUUUCUUUACCAGUAGCGUUUAAUAAAGAGCCAAUGAAGCUUCUUAAUAGUACACCGCUUUUACAUAUUAGGAUCACUACGACUGUUAUAAAAGUUAUACAAACAUUAUUUCGAAAACGUGGUUCUAUUGUUCUAUAUUUCGAUCGAUUAUUUCAUGUGCUUUUUUCGAGUAAUUAGGAUACAUAGGAUUACGAGUAAUUAGGCGAGAUAGUUCCGAACAAAACCCAGACAAUGCGACUUGCCCGUUUAUUGUACCCAUGCUCUUUACUGGUUGGAAUUCGAUUCAUGUGUUCUUAAUUAGAGUAAUCAGAGUUCCUGGUUAGGAUAUUUUAAUGAAAAUACCUAUCAGAAUUAUUUUCAGUAAGAUUUUCAUACAUUUUUAUAUGAUUUCUAAACAGUUACCCUUCUUCGCUAGACAAAAAAAAUCGAACCGCUGCUAGGGUAGUGAUAUAAUUUGGAAUUUGUGUUUCAAGUUGGACAAUUCGCCGGUAUAAGUUGAACAUGGCUUUUUUCACAAUAAAUACACUACGAAAUUUGUUUUUAAGCACAAGGAACCAAAUUAUAAAACUAAAGCAUUAAAAAUAUAUAAAUAAAAAUUAAGUACUAAAUUUAUCAAGAAAAAAACCCUUUCCAAAUUGUACCAUCGUCCAACUUGUACGACUUUACCCUAUGUCACGAAGUUUUUGCUUUGUCCAGAACUACGCUGCAGCAUUUUACUAAUUCAGCCUCUUCAGCUGUAAGUUUAUUAAGGAUCUUUUAAAAUGUGAUACAAAAAAACAUGAAAUUAUGAAUAUAAAAAACGUGACUAUUUUUGUUUAUACAUUUUUUAUAGCUACACGAAAUGUUUUUCAUAUAAAGAAAUUAACUCUUUAAUAUAUUUUUGCAUGUCUUCAAAUUUUCCUUUAAAAAAUUAGGACCUUUGAAAUAUCUGCUUCAGAAGGCAUUCGAUUAGCAAUCAAUAUCCAUUACACGUCAUGAGUUUGAGAUGAAAUCUUUUUGGAGAGGGGUGGGGCGGGGAGAUAAUGGAACACCCACUGGAAUUCUUCCAAGGUGGCACUUGACAAUUGUUUUUGUGAUCGACAGCAGGGAAAGAGUACAAAAAACCUUUUUCGUGACUAUUUUCGCCAAGUGUGCUAGUAAAAUUUCUCAAUUGAGUGAACAAAGCGAUGGCCGAUGAGGAGAAUCAGAAGGUGGCAGGUCACAAACCUGCAGUGAAAGUUGGUGGGAUGAGAGUUGUCCAGCACAGGGCCACUAAUGCUGACAAAACAUCCGGGGACAGCCCAGAAGACACUACUGGACUGGCUCCUGCUCCAGCAAUUCCUAAUUCACAGAUUGUGAGCGGUGCCCACACGAGAGGACAUUCCGAAUUCACGCCAGAAGCUGCACAGGUGGCACAUUUGCCAAAACCCCCAAAUCCAGUUUCAAUUAAACCCCAAGUGAAUAUACAACAGCCCAGGAAAUAGGCUAUUUCCCAGUGCAGAAAAAUCGCCCAGAUACUUCAACUGCAAUUUUACUUGGAUUUUUGUUACGGAAAAAACAAUAAAUUACCAGCUAUUUGA
Phlebotomus papatasi is the source of this 2123-nucleotide messenger RNA. Its product is annotated as death-associated protein 1. Gene Ontology annotation, biological process: negative regulation of autophagy; cellular response to amino acid starvation; apoptotic signaling pathway. Bases 1731 to 2027 code for a protein of 98 amino acids. The transcript has 3 exons. Lineage: Eukaryota; Metazoa; Arthropoda; Insecta; Diptera; Psychodidae. Gene Ontology annotation, molecular function: death domain binding. The record is from RefSeq and is a predicted model, not a curated record.